AAUCGACUGUCGCGGUUUCUCUCGGUUAUAUCACUGACGCUUCUUCUUCUGCUGUCAAUCCCGACCCUAGUCCUUAAAGCUUUUGGCUACAACUUCAUCGAGAUCAACGCCGAGAUGGGCUUUUACCUUGUGAACGAUGAGGGCCAGGGCAAGCCGGCGGACAAUGGCCUGGUGGCUGCGCUUCCCCACAACCUGUUCCGUGUACCGGAGAAGCUUGUGCUAGUUGUGGCCAUGCUCAACAUACUCCUCAGCAUGGCACACUUGGGUUUCCUUGUUUGGGACUGGAGAGCUGGCAGACGAACCCAGACACGUGCGUUCCGUCGCAACGCAAUGAUCUUGCACAUUAUCAACGCCGUCCUCGUCCUAUGUGCGCUGAUUGCCAUAUCGGUGGCUCACAAGAAAUCAUCGACAUUCCAAUACCAGCUCAUUCCUAAGGAUCCUAAUGUUGCCUCUCCUUCAGGCUACCGUUACUUCCGCUACGAUUCCGGUACUUUUGAUCUCGAGACCUGGACCUGCGAACUCAAGGACGCGAGGGGUGUUGGUGAUGCAAGGAAAGACUACAGCGCACAGUGCCAUAUUGAGGUUGCUGGCAGGAUGAUCAUGACCCCCUUCUUCCUCGCAGCCGUUACCAUCACAAUGCUGUCAGUCUGGGCACUCAUUGUCGGUGGGAAAGAAAUGCCUUACAACGAGCAAAUUUACACCAAGGAUGUCGAUCUCGAG
Didymella exigua CBS 183.55 is the source of this 720-nucleotide messenger RNA. RefSeq lists its product as uncharacterized. The transcript has 2 exons. The annotation marks the transcript as partial. The record is from RefSeq and is a predicted model, not a curated record. NCBI's taxonomy places the organism in Eukaryota, Fungi, Ascomycota, Dothideomycetes, Pleosporales, Didymellaceae.